GCUAUUAAAGGAAUAAGAGAGAAAGUACAUGUAGCAACCAAGUUUGGUAUACGUUUUGAAGAUGGAAGAAGGGGCAUUUGUGGUGAACCUGCAUAUGUAAGGGCUUGUUGUGAGGCCAGCUUGAAGAGACUGGACAUCGACUGUAUUGAUCUGUAUUAUGUCCAUCGUAUCGAUACACAGUUGCCAAUUGAAGUCACGAUGGGAGAGCUGAAGAAACUCGUUGAAGAGGGUAAAGUCAAAUAUAUAGGUUUAUCUGAGGCUUGUGCAUCAACAAUCAGAAGGGCCCAUGCUAUUCAUCCAAUAACAGCUGUUCAAAUGGAAUGGUCUUUGUGGACUAGAGAUCUGGAGGAAGAAGUAGUUCCAACUUGCAGAGAACUUGGCAUAGGGAUCGUCCCCUAUAGUCCUCUUGGACGAGGAUUCUUCUCAGCAGCAAAGUUGAUUGAGAGCUUGCCUGAGGAUGACUUUCGGAAGUUUCCUAGGUUCAAGCCGGAGAAUUUUGAGCAUAACAAGCAAGUAUUUGAGAAACUCAAUCUAAUGGCUGCAAGAAAAGGCUGCACCCCUUCACAACUAGCAUUGGCUUGGAUUCUUCACCAAGGAGAUGAUGUAUGCCCUAUACCAGGCACUACGAAGACUAAGAACUUCAAUGCAAAUGUUGGAGCCUUAUCUGUAAUAUGGACUGCGGAAGACAUGAAAGAGCUCGAGUCUUACGCCUCUGGUGAUGUUGUCAGAGGUGAGAGACAUGUGUACGUGUCGUCAACUUGGAUAAAUUCAGACACUCCGCCAUUGUCCUAUUGGAAAGCUGAAUAGGGGUUUGACAGGUGAUAUCUAUUUGGCUUCCUAUGAAUGCUCACACUCUCCAAAAAUAUGGGAAAUCCAACACUCCUCCGACAACAUUUUUGAAGUGUCUAAAAAACACUAAUGGUUUUUGUACAUGCAUCAUAUGUAUAUAUGAAGCGAGACGAUCUUAUGGAUUGCUCCUAAAUAAUUUGGUAUUAAACUACCAAAACCUUUGAACUACCUUCAAAUAAACUUUCGUACAGGAGUACUCAUCUUUCAA
Messenger RNA from Capsicum annuum, 1057 nucleotides. Its product is annotated as probable aldo-keto reductase 2. Lineage: Eukaryota; Viridiplantae; Streptophyta; Magnoliopsida; Solanales; Solanaceae. The record is from RefSeq and is a predicted model, not a curated record. Gene Ontology annotation, cellular component: cytoplasm.